CAAUAAUUGAUGAAACAAUAUGUGAAGCAAAGUCAUUCAACCAAACACAUUAUUUGGUUCCUGCAAGAAAUAGUUAAGUUUCAAAACCAUGAUCAACAACAAAGUAACCAUUCUUUUAGUUCUUAUGUGUUUCAUCAUUGCUGUUUUUUGUUCUGAUCCUGAUCCAGUUAUGGAUUACUGCAUAGCCAAAUCAGAAGACAACAAAUUCAGUUGCAAAAACUCAUCCACAGCAACAGUUGAAGAUUUCACCUUUUCAGGUAUAAAACUACCAGGAAACUUCAAAGAUACUGGAUUUUCUUCAAUGGGAGUGAAUUCAAAUGUGUUUCCAGGUUUAAACACUCUUGGAGUUUCAUUUGUUAGAGCAGAUUUUGAUGCUGGUGGUGUUAAUGUUCCUCACUUUCAUCCAAGAGCAACAGAAGUUGCUAUUGUGUUGGAGGGAAAAAUUUAUUCAGGAUUUGUUGAUACCAAGAACAAGAUUUUUGCUAAAGUUUUGGAGAAAGGUGAGGUUAUGGUUUUUCCAAGAGGACUUGUGCAUUUUCAGAUGAAUGUUGGUGAUGUUCCUGCUACUAUUUUUGGUAGUUUUGAUAGUCAAAAUCCUGGUUUGAUGAAAAUUCCAAAUGUUGUUUUUGGAUCUGAGAUUAAAGAUGAGCUUUUGGAAAAGGCUUUUGGACUUAAUUCUAAGGAGCUUUCUAAGUUAAAGAAGAGGUUUUCUCCAAGCUAAAUUUCUUUUUUUAAUGUUGAGAAUUGUUAUUUUAGUUUUUAUAUGUAUUUUUGAAAAGUGGAAUAGAUAUAAAUACAUACGAUUUCACCGAUCAUAUCGGUAUUUAGAUGUUGAAAUAACACAUUUAUUUUAUGUUUAGUAACGGUGAUUCAAUCUUCAAUGAAAACAACGACGAUUGAAAAGUGAAAUCUAAGUUAAGACCACAUUAUACAUGGUAAAAGAAAUUAUAUAAUAUUUUUGUAUAACAUUUCUCGUGACCAGUUGAAAACAUCCCAUUAGUGGAAAGUUAUAAGAUUGAUUUGCAGUUAAUUGUUUUAA
Messenger RNA from Medicago truncatula (barrel medic), 1039 nucleotides. Its product is annotated as germin-like protein subfamily 3 member 2. NCBI's taxonomy places the organism in Eukaryota, Viridiplantae, Streptophyta, Magnoliopsida, Fabales, Fabaceae. The transcript has a single exon. Gene Ontology annotation, molecular function: manganese ion binding. The record is from RefSeq and is a predicted model, not a curated record. The coding region runs from base 89 to 721 and encodes 210 amino acids.